GUUUACCUAUAUUGAAAAUAAUCAAUCAGCGCUGUCCAUAAACAAUUGAAUUGAACAGUGUGAUCCAUCACAUCAUAAGUGAACAAGUUGGAUUUACUGUCACAACUAAUAAAACUAUCAGGACUACAAAAUCUUAAUUGUUUUAAUAUAAAAUUUUCCCUGGAAUUCUGAAUAUGAAUAAGUAUAAAAUAUUGGAACCUGAACCCAUCGACGAGGGGAAUUCUUACAGGACAUGGUUAGCCAAGAAUCUGAAAAAGGAUGAAAAAGUCGCAAUUAAAAUUCUGAAGAAGAAUUUCUACAGUUUAGAGGAAUGCAAACGUCACAAGGAGGUUCAGAAUCUACAGUCCCUGAACCACAAAAAUGUCCUGAAGAUGUUGGAACUGAUAAAUGAUCGUAACGAACUACUGAUGGUGUUUGAAUACAUGCCGGAAAAUGUCAAAAGAGUCAUGCAAAACAGGGGCAGUCCCUACUCGGAAACGGAAACCAAGAUUAUAAUGCAACAAGUGUUCCAAGGUUUAUCGCACGUGCACGGCAUGGGGUUUAUUCACCGGAAUCUGCGGCCUGAGAUUCUACUCUGCGACAAGGAAGUGACAAUAGUCAAGAUAUCUGACUUUUCAAUGGCCAAGUCAGUUCUAGAUCCUUUGGGGGAAUAUGUCGUCUCCCCACUCUGGUACAUGUCUCCAGAGGUGUUGCUAGGGGCGACCGAUUACACGAACAAAGUUGACAUGUGGGCCGCCGGCUGUAUCAUGGCAGAGCUUCUAACAGGUAAACCACUUCUGCCGGGAACGUCGGACCGUGACCAGAUGAAACUUAUAUGCGAGCUGAUUGGAAAUUUUACUACGCGACAGUGGCAAGACGGAGCGAUGUUACGGCGAUCUCUCGGAUACAGUCUCCCGGCAAGCAACACAGGUAAAGGACUUGGUGAAGCCGGUGUCCAGGCUAGCAGUGAUGCCAAGGGUCUUAUUAUGGACCUCCUAAACUGGGCACCAAACCAGAGGACGUCCGCCGAACUGGCAUUACGGCGCGACGUUUUUAAGUCGGAUGGAGAGUUUAUAAACAAAGACGAAAGUCAGGAAAUCCUGAAUACUACAGAAAUACAACUGAAAGAAUGGAGUAAGAAGUGGGAGGCAGAUUUGAAUCGAGGAUCUAUCGAAGAACUGGACAGUAUUUUGGCGGGAAUCUACAGGAGACAACCGUAUAGAGACAGAAACAACACCCGCAACAAAUUUGCUGGUUUUGAGAAAAGUAAUCCGCUUUUAGGUGACAGCACGCCACGGGAUAAACGGAGUCAACCUGAGACAAACGGCACUGUUAAUGUGCAAACGAUUGACGAUCCUUUCCGAAUGUAUCGUCCAAAAGCGAUCAGCGAACCUGUUAGAACAUAUCCAAUAGAUGCCCAGUCCCCGGAUAAAAUUCCUCAUAUGAAUCCGUUUGAAGAAGAACUGCAGUCACGUGAAGAGAAACGAUCCAGGCAAAGUACACACAACGUGGCACCUUUUGCCGCAGAUGGUCAAAUAUCGCCGCAGCGUGAACCACUCAUUGGCGCGGAUGGUCAGAUGUCACCGCGGCGGAGCAAUGUAUCCCCAAGACGUAAAAUUAAUGAUCAGCUGGGACAGUUAGGCGAAGGGCCUGACAAAAAUCAAAUUGAACAAGAGCAAAAAGAGAAAAGAUUGAAAGCUGAACAACUCAAAAGGACAAACCCUGUAAAAUACAGGACUAUUUAUGGAUCUGCCAGAGGUAUUUUUGGUGCAGGCUCACCACAGCCUGGUGGGAGAAGUGGCCCAAUGCGUUCAAAACAAGUGGGUUCUGAAACAAACCGAGAUGAUGAUCAGAAACCUCCAGUGCGGACCAGACAACAGUAUGGCGGCGAUGAUGAAAACAACAUGCAGACCAACAUGCAAAACGGGUUAACAAGAGCUUCAUACAAUGACCCGAUGACUCAAAGAAAGCCCCCGCCUUUACACAAAAUGACCAGUUUUGAGAGGUUCGCAGCCAUAGACCACACAGCCAGGUCCGAGAAGAUGAAAUGUCAGAACCCGACUAAAUACAAGGAUAAAUAUGGGGAUCCAUUUAUGAGUGACUUACUUGGCAAGAAGCCAGCACCAAACCCGAGGACCCAAAGUUCACAACUACAACAGAACUACAGCAAUGGAGGUGAUGGCGGUGAUCAAGGGCUUCAGAACAGCGGUCAGUACACGCCGAGCUGGGCUGAUAAUAAUCAAAUAAGGACACAUUAACUGAACAACGAAAACGCUUUAUACAUGUGAUAUAAAAACAGUGCAUGUGGAUAUCAGGCAGUCUGGAAAUAAAAAUAACUCCGCUGAAGAAAGCCACUCAGUUUAAGUGAUUAUUUACGUAUUACCUGCAAUAUUAGAAUCGAUUAGCUGAAUAAAUUACAGGAAAACCUCUCCAGAGCGGCCCUCUCUUAAGAAAAAACUCUAACACCACCAUCAAAAUUUCCCUAAGCUGAAAUAUACUAUCAAAUUUACUUCUCCAGAACAACAACCUCUGUAUAACAGUCAAUAUUUGUUUCUCCCAAAGAGUGUUGCUCUACAGAGGUUGCACUGUAUGAUAAUAAUUACAGGUCGGCACUUUGGCAUAAUCUAGCAACUCAUUGACAACACGCAGAAUUACUAGACCAGAGAUACAGUUGAAAUUUGAUAUCUCAAACUCGCUCAUCUCAAAAUUCCGGCUAUCUCGAACACAUUUUAAAAAGUUCCGUUCCGAACUCACGUUAACUAUACAUGUCUAUCAUUAUGGGUCAAAUUUCGGUUAUAUAAUCUCGAAGUGAAACACUUGAUUACAUGCAUUUGUUUAGCGUGUAAUUUCAGAAGAACUUAUCCCGUCGCUCUUUUAAACGGAUCUACAAGAAGAAAAUUCAUAUCCUUAUGUACUUUUACAAACUUUUAUGCACGUUUUUCGUUGGUAACAUUUCUUUUUUCAACAUAUAAAUAAAAGGAACAUUUUCUGCUUGAACAAUAUCUUACAUUUUCCCUGUAUUUCGCUAAAGUUUCGACAGGGAACAGCCACAAUAUAUGCUCAUAUUUCAUAUUCAAUUAGUUUUAAUUUCGUUUGAUAUAAAUAUUGAUCUUUUAUAAUUUAUUGUUGUAUCUUAUAUGUAUUAUUCUCCUGGUAAGACAUGUCUGUGAUUCUACUGUAUGUUUAAAUGUUAUGAUGCUCUGCCUGUAUGUUGAUGAGAGAAUUUUAUAUCUAUUUGAUAUUUUAGAAUAAAUCUAU
Molecule: messenger RNA, 3237 nt
Organism: Mercenaria mercenaria
Lineage: Eukaryota; Metazoa; Mollusca; Bivalvia; Venerida; Veneridae
Product: serine/threonine-protein kinase dyf-5-like
Exons: 13
Coding region: 174-2237 (687 amino acids)
Biological process (GO): protein phosphorylation; intracellular signal transduction
Cellular component (GO): cytoplasm; nucleus
Molecular function (GO): ATP binding; protein serine/threonine kinase activity
Source: RefSeq, a predicted model, not a curated record